Molecule: messenger RNA, 1440 nt
Organism: Australozyma saopauloensis
Lineage: Eukaryota; Fungi; Ascomycota; Pichiomycetes; Serinales; Metschnikowiaceae
Gene: PUT1
Product: proline dehydrogenase
Exons: 1
Coding region: 1-1440 (479 amino acids)
Cellular component (GO): mitochondrion
Molecular function (GO): proline dehydrogenase activity; FAD binding
Source: RefSeq, a predicted model, not a curated record
AUGUUAUCUGUGCGCCUGAUUCCACUUGCACCACUUCUUAAAGCAAACUUGAAGCAAAGCUUGCAAGCCAGCAGCCGACUUGGCCCAAUUACAUUUUCGCGUCAGUUCAACAUCUCGACGAAAAAAAGAAACUCGUAUAUUGCCAACAACGCUGGCCCAGCAACCUUGGCUCCCAUGAACGAUGCUACCAAGUUCGACUCCACAUUCUUGAAGCAGUUCAAAACCAGCGAGCUUGUCUCGUUCAUGCUCAUUGGCAUCUGCACUUUAAACAAGCCAAUCUUGAACUUGUGUAUCAAGCUUUUCCCAUAUGUUCCUAUGCCAGUGAUCAAGGCUUUGGUAUACAAAAUCUACUGUGGUGGCGAGACCAUCGAGGAGGUCAAGACUACUGGCGAGCGUUUGACCGAAAGAGGCAUCAACAACAUGAUGAUUUCCUUGACCAUUGAGGCCUGCAACGGUAAUGACAACAUUGACCCACAAUACAUUGUUAGCGAAACACAGAAGUCUGUUGAAGAGAUCUUGAUUCCUCACACUCUUUCUAUCAUUGAAAAUUCGGGUAAGAGCAUCAACUCCAUUCCUGCCGGAUAUGUGGCUUUGAAACCAACUGGCUUCACUAAGAACGCCGCCGCCGUGUUGAAGAAUUUCGACUCGCCAGAGUACAAGGACUCCUUUGACGAGCUCGUUGCCAAUGCUUCCGCUAUUUGCAAGACCAUUUUUGAUGCCAACAAGAACUUGGCCAAGCAAUACCCAGAAAGAACUGCUCCAUUUGUUGUUGGUGUCAUCGAUGCCGAGAAAUAUGAUCUCCAGCCUGGUGUUUACGAAUUGCAAAGACGUCUUUACAAACAAUUCAACCCAGUCAACUCACCUGUUUCUGUCGUUGGAACUUUGCAAAUGUACUUAUCGGGCUCUGCUGACUUGUUGACCAAGGAAGAGCAGCUUGCUAAAGAUCAAAACUACAGAGUUGGAAUGAAGUUGGUUAGAGGUGCUUACAUUCAUUCAGAAAAGGAUAGAGCCAACGUUAUUCACAAGACCAAGACGGAUACUGACAACAACUACAACUCCGGUAUCACUUACUGCAUCAAGUCAAUUUUGGAUGACCAGCUCAACAAAAGCCCUAUUGGUCAUUUGGUUGUAGCUUCACACAACGCCGACUCUUUGAAACUCGCAACUGAUCUUGUCAACAAGUCAAGCCCUGAAAACUCAAGCAGAGCAAACGUUUGCUUGGGUCAACUUCUCGGAAUGGCUGAUUCCAUCACAUACGAUCUCAUCAAGAAGGACAAUGUCGAAAAUGUGAUCAAGUACGUGCCUUGGGGUCCUCCAUUGGAGACCAAAGAAUACUUGUUGAGAAGAUUGGAGGAGAACGGAGACGCAGUGAAGAACGACAAUGGUUUGCCCUUAGUCAAGGCUGCUUUCACCACCUUGAUGUCCAGAAUUUUUGCCUAA